Messenger RNA from Electrophorus electricus (electric eel), 2616 nucleotides. It is a transcript of the gene ikbkg, whose product is annotated as inhibitor of nuclear factor kappa B kinase regulatory subunit gamma. Gene Ontology annotation, molecular function: K63-linked polyubiquitin modification-dependent protein binding. NCBI's taxonomy places the organism in Eukaryota, Metazoa, Chordata, Actinopteri, Gymnotiformes, Gymnotidae. Gene Ontology annotation, cellular component: nucleus; IkappaB kinase complex; cytoplasm. The record is from RefSeq and is a predicted model, not a curated record. Gene Ontology annotation, biological process: positive regulation of canonical NF-kappaB signal transduction.
CCGUUCUCAUUGGCUACGGCAUGCUGGCUGGCUGUGUGAUGAAGUGCGGAAGAAAUAAGGGGGAAUUCCUGAUAAAUACAUUUACUUUGGUCGGGCUCUACCUACCCAAAUGUAGGCAGAAGGGUCUGUUAAUGGGGGGAGUUACACCGAAGAUGGUAACGUUAGUAGAACUGACAGCUGGGUGUUAACCCCUGUUUUUAUCGUAGCUGCUGUUUGUGCUGUUUGUCAGCGCUUUUCGUAGACCUCAACAAGUCUUCCGGAGUCGGACAGCGUUAACUUAGCUCUUUGGUUUGCUAGCUUAGCUCUCUAGCUUAGGAGGAAAGUGAUUUGAAACGCGCAUUAGGACAUCAAGGUCAUGGUUCAGCCCCAGCCCCACGGGGACAGUGCCUUGCAGUGGGAGAUGACUGGAGAGGAGGCUAUAGGCACUAGCAGUCAAGGUUCACUUGUGGCUAGUUCACAAGCAUCACUAAGGGUACCACCUGAACUAGCUGGAAACGAGGUGGUCCACAGACUUUUGGCAGACAACAACCAAUUACGAGAGGCACUAAAGCGCAGUAAUGAUGCCCUCAAAGACCGCUGCGAAGAGAUGGAGGGUUGGCAGCGGAGAUCGAGGGAAGAGAGAGAGUUUCUUGCUUGUAAAUUUCGUGAGGCUCGGGCUUUGGUGGAGCGACUGGCUCAGGAGAACCAGAGUCUGUUGGGCAAGCUCAAGCACAGCCAAACAGCAGCUCAAAUUGAUGGCACCGCAGAGACCGGAAGCCAAGUUCAGAACCAAGUGGGUUCCAAUACAGAGAUUAAUGGACUGACCAAUUCUCCUGAAGCUUUAGAUGAGCCUACAGGGAAAGGCAUCACAGAGCGAGACACUGACACACGGGCAAUUCCUCGAAGUUUGCCUAUCGAAGGUUCUAAUGAAUUCUUGAGGCUGCUGAAGAGUCACAAAGACAAACUGGAGGAGGGAAUGAGGGACCUGAGGAGAAGAAAUAAUGACCUGGAGAGAGAGAAGACGGAGAUCGAGAAGGAAAGGGAGGAGCUCCGCCUUCGAUUGUCGCAGCUCUCUCAGAGUGCUGUGAUAAUGGAGGAGACGGUUCAGAAAAAUGCUUUUACGGUCCCCAUAGAAAGCUCACACCUGGCUAAACUAACAGAGCAGCUUCAAGCUACACAAGGCAGGUAUAAAGAGCUCCAGGAAAAACUGAACAUUCUCCAGCAGAACUCAAUUCAAAGGGACAGGAAUGAGGCUCUGCUCAAGCAAAAGGAGAAGGACUAUGUUCAGCUGACUAAGGACAUCGAGGCCCUGAGGGCACAGGUCACGUCUCUGGUUGGUGAGCUACACGAGCGGCAGACCUGCCUCAACAAGUGUGAAGAGGAGAAAAACUGCCUGGAGGAAAAGCUGUGCAGUAAGACGGAGGACCUGCAGAUUCUGGAACGGGAGAUGGAGCAGCAGAAGAAGCAGCACUGCGUGACCGUGGACAAGUUCUUGCUGCAGACGCAGAACCUGGAGGCUGCGCUCAAGAACGAGCGUCUCGUCAUUGUGGAGGAGAAGAGGAAGCUCGCCCAGCUACAGCAUGCAUACACCUGUCUGUUUCAGGACUACGACAACAAGCUGAAAAACGAGCAAGCCAAUUCAAGGGGUGGCGAAACGGAGACUCUUAUUAACAGGCUGGACGAAGCCGAGAAAGCCCUGGCAUUGAAACAGGCCCACAUUGACAAACUCAAGGAGGAAGUGGAGCAGCAGAGGGCCCUGCAGGAGACCAUUCAAGUGCUCACGGCACAGGCGGAAAUCUACAAGUUAGACUUCCAGGCAGAGAGGGAGGCCAGAGAGAAGCUCCACCAGAAGAAGGAGGAUCUGCAGGAAAAGUUGAGCCAGGCGCUGGCUGAAAUCAACCUGCUCAAGCAGGAGAAGAUGCAGCAGAGACACACGGACAACUACAGAGGGGUUGUUCUGCCUGCUCCAGCACCGUUCCAGGGGCCGGUGAUUUCACAGCCAAACCGGCUUCUUCCCGAGGUGCAGCCAGACUACCGAUGCCCUAAAUGUCAGUACCAAGCGCCAGACAUGGACACCCUGCAGAUUCAUGUGAUGGACUGUAUUCAGUGAGAAGAGGGGAGGCCUGACCUGGCCUGACAGUGGGCCGACAGUAUUGUUCAGAGGCACAAUGCCAUCACAACAGCUUACUUCAUUGAUGCAGUCGAGCGACAAACACUUAAAACACACAAGACAACAAAAAUGGGUGAAGAGAUCACUCUGUCGCAUGUAAACUUUGACCUUUGCAACCAAGGAGCAAAAAAAUAUAAACAGGAGACUGGACAGACGUUUAAUUUUGGGGAAAUGAAACUCUCCAGUGUUCAAUUUACCAUGGUGUAGUAGUUCUGUUAGGAAAAAGGAUCUGUACUCCAUCUUGUUGACAGCAUAACGUAAUGUACUGCACAAGUGAAUGUGUUUGUUUUUGCUGUACAGCAUAUGUCUAUCAGUGAAUGUUCCCUUUAUAAUUGUGGUAUUUGUUCCCCUCAGUGUAUGGGUUAUUUGGGGAUUCAUGCCUGUCUGCUUGGACAAAUGAACACAAAUACUUUGUACAGACUAUUGUUACGGAGAGAUUUAAAGAAUUAAAAAACACUGUGUUUGUG